AUGACAAAAGCUGCCCGCUCUCUUCCCUCGGCGCGAGCGAAGCAGCAGAUGACGCGGAAGAUGAAGGAGGAGAAGAAGAAGAAAGAAAGCCGGCGGAGGGACGCGGCGGCGGAAAAACCCCCACCGGGCAGCGCGGGAAGCAGCCGCCUGCUUCGUCCUCCUCCGGCUACCGCAAUUCCAACCCCCUCAAGCCCAAGCCGAACUGAGGGAACCGAGAGAGAAAAAGCGCGCCCCCCAAAAGAGGACCGGAGCGGCCAGCUCCAAAGCCAGGGCGCGGGGGCGGGGGGCGCGGCUUGGCUAAUGAGCGCGCGACAGCCCCAAAGCGGCAGCCACCUGGGACGCGGGUUGGCUCCCCUCACCGGCACGGUCGGGCAUUCCUACAGUGUGCCCCCCCCCUCAAAAGCAGCAGCAGCAGCAGGAGGAGGAGGUCCAGUGGCAGCGGCGAGUGGCUGUGGCACCGGUGGUCCCAGAGUCCGAAGUGCUUCCCUAAGGGCAGGUGGAAGAAGGGAUGAGAACAGCAGCCCAGGGCGCGCGCGCGCUCGCCUUCUCCCCCGCUCGCCCUCUCUGUCCCUCGCAGCAGCAGCAGCAGCUGGAUCCCGCAGCCCGGCGCCACAGCGAGAACGCAGGGGGAAAGGAGCACAGCGCGGCUCCCUCAGACGGCACAUUCGCUUUCCCUCCUCAGCUGGAGCGGACCAUUCGGAAUCCCGGGCAUAG
Molecule: messenger RNA, 714 nt
Organism: Podarcis lilfordi (Lilford's wall lizard)
Lineage: Eukaryota; Metazoa; Chordata; Lepidosauria; Squamata; Lacertidae
Source: the annotation of a GenBank genome assembly